CUUUUGUUGAUAAGAUAGAGAAAAAAAAAUUACAUUGAAAUAUCUCAGCUAACUACGUGGAGUUUGAUUGCGACAGUUGAACAUACUGACCUAAACUACGACUACGGAUUUAUUGAUUUACCAAUUGUCGAGAACUGUGUUGUUAAGAAAUCAAUAAACUUUGUUUCACAAAUCAGUGCCCUGCUAAGAAAAAAAAAGAAGUAAGUAGUCGGAAAAUUACAUAGUCCAUAUUAAUAUUACAUGGAUUUGGAUCAUCAUAGCACUUGACUUGGUGACUUAGUGCCUCACUUUGUCUUCUAUAUUAAUAUUAAUUAAUACUUAUUAAUAAUAAUAAUAUAUUCAAUAUUCUUAAUAUUAAAAAUUAAAAAGUAGGCCUUAGUUAAGUUAGGCGGCCGCUCAGGCCUACUUAUUUCACAAAUAAGUGCUACUUAGUUAACUUAGUAGUAGUAGUUGUCUUUAUUAUAAAUUUAUAAGACCAAUGCCAAUACUAAUAUUAAAUAGUAAUUUGUUUAAUAUUAAUAACUAAUAAUAAAUAAAGUGUAAGUCUUUGAAUUUGAGUAGUAGAUAGUAGAUAAGUUUACUCCCUGACUUAGUCACUUUUAAUUAUUCUUAGUAUUGAUAGUUAUUAGGAAGUUGUUUUACUUAAAUUUUUAGUGUUUAAAUUUUUAGACUCAAUUAUUUAGACCCUUCUUAUUCUUAAUCUCUUAGGUACACCCCUUCUUAAUCUUAGCGCUAGGGGCUCUCCAUAAAUAUAAAUGAUGUCACACAAAUUUUGUUGAUUUUACACACAACUCCCCCAUCACAAUGUUUUGAAUUUGAAGGGGAUGCUGGCUGCAAAAAUGUUAAGAAUCUCCCUGACAGAAAACAUAAGAUCACUCCCACCCCAACUACCAACCAUUGAUCGUUCCAUCUCAAUUUACAUUGUAGGCCAAAUUCUAUGACUCUCCAUAUUUUGACUUAAGUUCCCACAACUGUCAAUGUCACUACACCCUGAUUCUGCUACUCCAUGGUGGCCUGUAACUUGAUCAUAGGCCUAUUUUGGGGCCAUGCAUUAGUUUAUUAGUCUUAGUUGGGGCACUUAUCCAGCUGAUUUAAAAAUUCACAUUAAUCACAUUCAAAAUGAAUGGAUGAAUCUAAUUGAAUCAUUAACAGAGUAGUAGGCCUACAGUUGAAUACAGUACAGUAUAAGAUAAUUAGCCAAUAAUUACUAGCUGUAGAGUUGUAGUACAUACAGUGCUGCCUAACUACCUGUGGUUUGUGCUCUGGGCCCAGGCCCAGGCCAAAAAAAAAUUUCUAAUGAAUACAUUUUUUGGUCAUGUAGGCCUAUGUGUAUGAUGUAGACUUAAACAGGUCAUUCAUAAAUGAUGACACACAUACUGUGUGUGUGUGUGGGGGGUGUCAUGACUUUGUUAGAUGUUUUGCGGGUGUCUCAAAUUUUGGACGAUUUGGGUUGGGGGGGGGGGGGAGGGAGCAAUAUCAGGCAAAACCAUAUCUGGGAAUUUUAUACUGUGUGUGUGUGUGGGGGGUGUCAUGACUUUGUUAGAUGUUUUGCGGGUGUCUCAAAUUUUGGACGAUUUGGGUUGGGGGGGGGGAGGGAGCAAUAUCAGGCAAAACCAUAUCUGGGAAUUUGAUCGAAAGAAAUUUUGUCGGCGAAAAAUUGUUUGACAGAAAUUUGGUCGAACGGAAAUUUGAUGAAUCUUUUUUUCAGUUCACAUGUUAAAAUUUUGCGUCAAAUUUUAAAAAAAAACGCAUUAUUUUGUUUUACUAUAUAGUAUAGUGUGUUCAUAAAGAAAUUUGAAUGUGUGCACUGAUAAAAAGAUUCAACCAAAUUUCCGUUCCAUCAAAUUUCUAUCGACAAUAAUUUCUUUCAGUCAAAUUUCCGGUAACCAGGCAAAACAGCAUGAUAUUUAUGGAUGGGUCCUAAGUUUGGGAUGGUAUAAUUAUUUUAUAAUACCAGUGCCGUCAUCUUCAUAUUUCACCCUUUUAACUGCUGAGUCAUAAUCGUUGGGCCUCAAAUGGUCCUGUUUGAAAAGCUCUUUUAAAUAAAAGAAUAGCUGAAACAUAUAUGAAAUUAAACUUUUUAAUGAUCCUUAGUUUUAAAAAUACUUUUGACAUGAAUAGAUUUAAAUUUUAUAAUAUAACAAGCGUGAAUUGAAAUAAAUAACAUAAUAAUUUAUUUUUAUAUAACAGAAUGCAAAAAUCAAGCCAGGUCAUGAAGCUGUACAUCUUUGUUCUUGUACUUUUUACUCUGACCACUGUUUACUGCAGUGCCAUUCCUACCACUGAGAAAAAGCAAAGAGUUCAGGAAAAAGUAAGUUUCCACUUCAGGUAGUAAAAACUCUUUACUUUAACUGCAAACAAGUUUUAUAAAAGUAAUUUCAUUCACAGGUCUUAAUUUUGCAACACUAUAACUUAAAAAGAUUUAAUGAGAAAUGUACAAAUCUCUAAAAAUGUAUAAUAUACGCUGUAAAUAUUAAUGGUACCAUUUACUCAUAUGGUUCUCAUUAUUUUUGUUUAUACAGAAACAGAUGUACAUGAUAGUAAAUAAAAAAAUAUUAGUAUUAUUUCAAGGAGAGAAAUCUUAGACUAUGGAUAAAUUUGAGUAAUGUUUAGGGAUUUCACUAUAGUUCAUUUUGUUUAUUACAUAAUUUAAUACCAGUGUGUGACUAAUGCAAUCUGCUCUGCAGACUCUAAGUAACGAGGAGCAUGAGCUUCAUGGUGAACACAACAAUGACUAUGACCAUGAUGCUUUUCUUGGUAAGGAGGAGGCUGAGACUUUUGAUCAGCUGUCACCAGAGGAAAGCAAAAACCGUCUAGCGUAAGUGAAAGAAAGUUGGUGCAUUUUUAUUUAAAUUUGAUAAUCUUGGCUGAUAAAAUUUAGCUAUUCUGAAAAGUAUAUACAUUGUGAAGGUUUUUUUAAAUUCAAUCGUUCCUAAUCUGAUCAUUAUACCCAAUCAUUAUACCCGUUUAAAUUAAAUGAGUUUUAUUGGUUUGUAUACUAAGUAAAAGAUAUUUCUUUUAUUGUACUGAAGUGUUUCUCACCUUUUUUGCCCCAAACCCCCCAUAUGAGCACCAAAAAAGGAUUCAUGACCUACCCCAAUGGAGAGCUAAAAAAUAUAAGAAGGCAUUUAGAAAUAAAAGAAAAAAAGGUCAAAUUUCUUUCUAAUUUUCUAUUUUUUUAAACAGUUCUUGACUUUUGUCAUGCAAUGCUAAAAUGCGAAUUUACUGAUUUUAAUAUAGAGAAAUGUUUAUCGACAUGUAAAAAUUUGACAUAAUAAACAUGCAGCCCCCAAAUAGCUUUACAUUUGCAAUGUGGCCCUCCGCACAAAAAGUUUGACCACCCCUGCUCUAUGCUGUUUUCAGGAAGACUGAGUUUCAAUUUUGAUGCCUAUUUUGGCCUGCAGAUUCAAGGAUAUAUGAUUAAGUUAAAAUAAGUUACAUAUUAUUGUUUUGCAAUAAAUGGCAAACAAAACAGUGGUUAACUGUAAAAAGGAUCCUGUCUAACAUUGUUUUUAAUACAUUUCUAUUGCAGAGGCUUAUUUUUCUUCAUAAUCUUCAGAAUAUUCCCAUGUUUGGGUGCCCCCUAGAAAUACUCUUUCAUCCCUUCCCCCCUCCCAGGCACCAUUUAUGCUAUUACUCAUCUUAACACACUUUUUAUCUUGUCAAACAUAAUUAUACAGUUUACUUACGGUGUAACUUGUUUUUUUAAAUUUCUUUACUAAUAGGAUCAUUGUGGACAAAAUUGAUAAAAAUAAGGAUGGUGAAGUGACAGAAGCAGAGCUGAAAGAGUGGAUCCAGUAUGUGCAGAGAAGAUAUAUUGUCACAGACACAGAUCGUAUGUGGAGAGACCAUGAGCCCGAUGAGGAGAACACCCUCAGUUGGGAAUCUUAUCAGAAGCGUACUUUCGGAUACAGUGACGGUAAUAGGAAUUUAAUUACUUUGGCCAGAAUUAGGGAUCACUAUCAGUUGUAAACUCUUGUCUCAAAAGUUAAGGUCCUUAGGCUGUGAUACCCCCAAAAAAGCUAUAUAUGUCAUGUGGUUAUAUAAAUAGUAGACAAGUAGACAUGCUACUGAUACUAAGAAUUGGUGACAUAGGUAUCACUUGGUUGCCUUGAAGUAGAUCCGUUAGCUGUCUUUAUCAUAGUGCACCAAUGUUCCUUUAUUCUGUUGAGCAUUUUUUGUAUACAAAGGUACUCAACAUAUUUUUUUAUUAUAUCAAAAGUACUUUGGUAUUUCAGAACCCACAGAAGGCUCCCCAACCUUUGAAUACAAAGACAUGAUUCAAAGAGAUAAAAGGAGAUGGCAGCAAGCAGAUAAAAAUGGAGAUGGUAAAAUGAGCAAAGAAGAAUUCCAGGACUUCCUUCAUCCUGAGGAGGCUGAGCACAUGAGGAGCAUAGUUGUAGAUGUGAGUACUGGGAAGCAAGCUAGAGCGUCUUACAAAGAGAAUAAGUGAAACAUUCUGAUAAAAUCUCAGCUAAAGAUAUAAUCGCAUGAAUGACAAGUGAUAUAACAAAUUCUUGUAUUAUGUACCUGUAGUCACUGAAGAUUGUGAUCAUUCAUUGUCAAUUAGAAAAUUUUGAGUAAUUGAAUGAAAUGAAGCAUAUAAGAAAUAAUGGAGAGGUGAGUUUCAUACAGAGCUAAUGCAGAGGAGAGCUAUUGAAGGGAGAACUGUAAGCUUCAUCAUUUGAAUUUGAAUGAUGAUGGUGAAGUCCAUUAGUUUCCUUAUUUUAGCAUACAAUAUCAUUGUUCAGUUGUAAAAUGUACAUAUCUAUUAUUUAAUGUCACAUGUGCAUUCGUUAUUGAGUCAUUAAUUUCACUUUCUUUUCCUUAGGAAACUCUGGAAGAUAUUGACAAAGAUGGAGAUGGUUACAUCAGCCUGCAGGAGUAUAUUGGUAAGAGUUUUAGUUACUUGGAUAUAACAAUUUCCACUACUGGUCUACAUAUAGCCCUUUUUAUACUCUUCCUGACUCAUAAUUUAGAUUGAUAGCAAUUUAAGUUGACAUAGGUAUAAAUAUACACACUAUCAUUCUUUAGGAUAAGGAAAUGAUCAUGGGCGCCACAGCUCAGGUCUGACACACAACUAAAUCUGAACUUAAUAAUUAAUUAGAACAGAUGAAACUCUCAGAGAAUGUUACGAAGAUAUAAUUAUGUGAGUCCUCUAGUUUUUUAAUGAUAUUUCUUAGCAUCCAACUACCUAAGUCCCUGACCCAUGUCUGAAAGACUUGAGGGCCCCCAUCUCCCCAAAAGAAGUCCUGUCCGCAUCUAUGAUCAUGGUUCUAUUCGAUAUGCAGCAAAUUUAACAUCAACUGGUGUUUUGAAUUAGAAGAUUGGGGACAACAAAUGUGUAUUUUUCUUUUAUUUUAAGUGUUUGGAUAUAUUAUCUAAACCAGAAUUAUGUUCUGUAGAUAGGGUUUUUAACUGGUUGAGAGGACAAAAUGCUAAAAGCUUGAUUGUUGUGUAGAUGAUAUUUGGGGUGAUGAUGAAGAUGAAGAGGAUGAAGAUGACAAAGAGGGUGAGCCAGAGUGGGUGGUGUCUGAGCGGGAGCAGUUUGCCAACUUCCGUGACAAGGACCACGAUGGCAGGCUGGACAAAGCUGAGAUUAAAGACUGGAUUAUCCCAGAGGAUUAUGACCACAGCACUGCAGAGGCUGCUCACUUGAUUCGAUCUUCGGAUGAAAAUCGGGUUUGUUUAUUUAUGGGCAGGUUUACUGCAGCUACAUCCACAUACUACUUGAGUAUAACUUUUGUAAAGCCACUGUUCAAAAUAUUGAAUAUUUUUAAAAGGUACUUGAUAUUUAACAAUUCAAUCUAAUCCAUGCACAUCAGAUUUUCACCCAACUACAUCUCUGAAUGUGUAAAAUGGUCUCCACAUGGCAUAAACUGCCUUUGGUUUUCUUGUUAAAGUCAGCUGAUCAUUUAAAUGGUGCUGAGAUUUAAAGAUGUAGCUUUUACUAAAUUGCUGUUUUUAGGAAUUCACAAACUGAGGGUCUUUUUGCUGUUUAGAUCUUUUACUUGGAUCAAACGCCGGCAAUAGUUAUACUUUUGAUUGUGGAUGUAUAUGUAGCAUUUUACUGUCUUGUUAAUUGUUCUAUAGAGCUUUUUCUUCAUCUUCUCAUACCUCUUUCCCCCUGUCUCUUGCCUGUAGGUGACAUGUGGCCUCGUAGUGCUGAUGAGGAAGGGCUUGAAGAACCUAGUUGGGUAAAAUCAGAGCGCGAGCAAUUUGCGAAUUACCGUGAUAAGAACAAGGACGGUAAAAUGGACAAGGCAGAAGUAAUGGAGUGGAUAAUACCUCAUGAUUACGAUCAUUCCAAAGCAGAGGCCAGGCACCUGAUUUAUGAAUCUGAUGUGGAUAAGGUACAAGUUUUUACAGUUCUUGGCAUGGCUGUUAUUAUUACACAUCCUUUUCAGCACAUUUUACAUUCUUGAUAAUUUUACAAACAAACUUUUAAAAAUAGUUUCAUAGAAAAGACUAAGGGAGGUCAUCUCUGCUUGCUUUAUAGCACACAAAAUGUAUUCUUUUCAUUAAGAAUAUCCUCAAGGCAACAUGCGUGUCUGUUUAGUCUUUAUCUAAAUGUUAAAUAAUUUUGGUGUUAAGUUAUUGUGUUUUGGUCUUUAAAUGGAAUAAAUGCGUUAGUAAAGCUAUUUUUAGGUCACUGGAGCCACGUGUCAUCUACAGUCAAUUUCUUUUUCUCUUGCUGUAUCUUGGCUAGUUAAAACUUAAAGUAUCUUGGCUAGUUAAAACUUAAAGAUAGAAAAUACUAAGUAAGGGCAAAAAUUAAACAAAUUUAGAAUCUAUUAACAUUUGUGGAAGAAAAAAAAAGCUAUACCAUUUUUCCAACGUUUGUUUUUAUGGAAUUAAUGUUUAACAAUGUUAUAUCUAAUAGAAGAUUUUUUUCAUUACUUAUGAAUGCAUUUUUAUUCUUGAUUUCAUUCAGGAUGGCAAACUGUCAAAAGAAGAGAUUUUAGAUAAAUAUGACUUAUUCGUUGGAAGCCAAGCUACAGACUUUGGUGAAGCCUUAACAAAACACGACGAGUUUUGACCUCUGAUGUCCUUUAAAUAUCUUCAACAACUCUCACAUGGUAGCAUGCCUUUACUGACCCUUGUACAAGUAACCCAGUUGUUAAUAUGUGCCAAGAAGUGAAUGUCAAACGUUAGUAUCAUGAUAUGCGUAGUUGUAGUGCAUGAAGAUUCUUUUCGAUUUUUGAGGAUUGAAUUUCUGUGGUGUAGAGUUUGCCUAUGUUGAACCAGACAUCUAUAUUAUGUUACUGCUGCUGUAGUUAAUAAUGAGCUGCUAGGGAUGUAGAACCACCAUUUUGUGUACAUGAUUUGUGGAGUUCAAUCUGGUGCUUUCAAGGUGUGCAAAUGAUGAAAUCUUCUCAAUUUCUUUUUAUUUCAUAUUAAAGUCUCUUUUAAAUUGUCCAGUGUAUGCUUUACUCCUGGAUGAUAAUUAACUCGAUUUUAAUGGUAAUGGAGAGUAGGAGGGCUGAACUUGACUAGUGUAAUGAUUAUUAGAGUCAUUAAAUACAUAGAAUUAACAGAUAUAAUUUGAAGCACAUUAAUUAAUACUGAUUUUUUCCAAGGUGAAACAUUUUAAUUAAUUAAUUUUAAUAUAAGGUGAAGAAAUGCUUUUAUAUAAGUUAAGUAAAGACACUUUUGACUUGUCUAUGUUAGUUUUUAAGAGGCUAAAAAAUUGUAGUUGGAACAUUGAGUUUGCUAUUGCUAUGUAACAACAUCUGGCUAUCAUUGUUUAACGGUACUGGGAUAAAAAUGAGAACAGAAGAAUAUUAUAGCCAUCCCUAACUAACAUGGAAACAUUAAGGUCUGGCAUUUUAAGCUAUGUUAUGAAAUUAAGAGCAAAAAAGUGUAAUGACUAAUAAAUUAAGCACUCAAUAUUUUUUUUUUUACCACUGUCAAUCGCAGAAUAAUCUUUAAUAUUGUGUUCUUAUGAUCUAAAUGAGUUAAUGACUCAUGCAGUCUUAAGAUUUCUGGCUUGAAGAAUGUGAACAGUGGCAGAUUAUUUCUCUUCCAUCUGUUUAAAAAAAAAAAGGAAUUCACUGUUCCAUUCUUGCAAAAGCUCAUUCAUUUCACAAGAUAUUUUGUAGUUUUUAUUUAUAUUUCAAGCCCUACUCUGCCCAUAGUUUACAAGCGUGUAAAAAGGUGAUGAAAAUACUCUCCCAUGUAUAAAGCACCAGUACACUGGUAGUUCUGCUGUGUACAUAGCACCAGUAUAUGGAUAGCUCUGCUGUGUACAUAGUCCCAGUAAAUUGAUAGCUCUGUUGUGUACAUAACACUAGUACAUUGAUAUUAAUAGUUUAUUCUUUGUCAGCCCCUUGACAAGAGUCAUUGCUUAUAAGUAGGACUGAGCUGGCUGCAGAUUUUUUACAUCCUUCAUGAUCAGUAGGUCCGAGUGUUACUAAAAUUCACACAUCUAGUUAUAGUUUUCUGUGGAAGCCGUCGACUUUUAAGUUCAGGCGAAAAACAAAGUAAUGAAGCACACCAAAAAAAAACAACAACCUAAAAUCAGAUGUAAUGUAAUUUUUUUUUUAAAUGAAAAGAAACUUCCUAAGUAUUAAUUAGUUGCUGACAUCUAAAUUAUAUUUUUAAAAAACAUUUUAUGUACUGGUAGUCAAGGGUAGUCAGCGUGUAGUAACAGUAAGAAACCGAUCAAAUCACUAAAUAUUUCAAUUUUAAAAUUGCUUCAUUACAUAAGUGAUUAAAUUACAUUACUUUAUUAAAUUCCUUGUCAAAACUUAGAAAUAAUAUGUGCCGGGUGUGUUAGUGCUUGUCAUCAAUAGGUAUCAGGGUACACUGCUCAGCCUUACUUAUAAGUCAUGUCUCUGUUAAUUUUAUGCUUUGAUAAAACUUAACAAAGUAUGAUAAGAAAAAACAUAUUUUGGUUUGUAAUAUUAUAAAACAAGUUUGAUUGUAAUCUUGUUCUUAUCUCUCUUUUUGAACAAAUUUGUAUAGUAAAUAAAUAAAAGGCAUUACAAAUGUGUAGUUAUAUUUUAAUCUAAUUUAAGUAUUAUAUAGAGAAAUAAAUGUAAAAUAUAAUUACUUUUGUAUUAAAUUUUGAAAUGUUUCUUUUUUAAAAAAUAAUGUAAGCCUACGAAAACAUUUUUAAAGCAUUAUUUACAACAUGCUCUCCCCUUUUUUCUCUCAUUCUUUUAGCUUUGUUUUAAUAGCCAAAUUAUUAUUGGAAAAAGAAAAAAACAAAACGGAUAGGGCUAGGUUUUUAUUGUAAUGAAGUGAUCAUGUCUUAUUUCUAGCAGUGAAUUUUAACUCUGCUACACUUAGAAGAACUCAAAGUGCACCCAGCUCAUGAACCAUUCCAACCAUGGCUUUAAACUCAAGUCAGGGCACGGGUGUAAUUUAACGAGAAAAUGUUUAGUGUAAAGCUGUUCUACAAUUGUCCUUUGUAAAAAGAGAAACAAAAAGGCCACCAAAAGAACAGUGAAAACCCUCCUUUUCUUAAAAUGUCCAAUAUGUUCCUUUUUCCCCCCCCCCCCCCAUUUUCAAUUCUCAUAAAAUUCUGAAAAUUUCAGAACUGGACAAUUGAUAAAAUUUAUGUAAAUGUGCUGAAGCUUUGGUUUGUCAAUGUUAAACAGCAUUAGUGAAAGGGCAAUUAUAAUGAAGUCCAGAUUUUUAUUUUGUUAAACAAUAACUAGCUUGUUAAGGGCGUAAAUGGCAUACACCUAGAAAUUGAGGUAACUUUUAAAAUGUAUUAGCUAGCAGUUUACAAUAGAUAUUUUGUAUGCUGUUGUAGUGACUUUUGUACUUGAUUUCAUAUCAGCAAUGUGUUGACCUCCUCAGAAUAUUUUGAAUUUUAAACUUUAAUUAGUUACACAAUUUAGAGGAUGGUCCCUGAUACGGAUGAGUGAGUUACUCCUUUGUCUAUAAUAAGUCUGCACGUUCAAGGUUUCUUUUGUUAGUUGAAGUUGUUGUAAAUAUGAACAAGAUGAUGACUGAUUCAGAACUGUAACUAGAAAAAUUCCUAUCAUAGUGGUAGGCCUUAAUUUUUUUUGUUGGAAACAUUAUUUAUCUGUUCUAUUAAUAGUAUUAUUUUUCCUUAAGGUGACAUGUUGCUGGGAUGAAUGGCUCUUGAUUUUUUCCGUUAUGGCUAUGAUGGUGAUCUAUGCUAGCAUAUAGAAAUCCUACAGCGAACAUGGACAGGUUUUUGUGCUCAUACUUGUUUCAACAAGUUCCUUCGUUCUACUUAAGUAACAUUAGGGUAAUUUCAUCUUUCAGACCUGUACCUUAAAUUAACUCUUUACCAUGUGUUCAUUGGUUAAAUUGGUGCUUUGCAUUAGUUCUAAUCUUGUGCCAAAAAUGUUUCAUGCCAUAUUUCAUCCCAUACCAUUUCAAGUAAGUGCCAGGUGGGAUAAUUCUUGUGAAGCACAAUACCUUAAUUAAUCAUGAUUAUUUCCCAUGUCAAAGCAUUGUUAACUGAUGAAUUUAUUUUUAUUUUUUUUUAAGCUUAUGAGUUUUUCCUCAAGUACUCAAGUACUUGGCAGUGUGUUUGAAUUGUGUACUUGCUAGCCAUAUCAUAAAUAUGUCACAAAAAUUAUGUCAUCAACUAGUCAUUUUAAAGCCAUUGUUUUUAUUAAAAGCUGACAUUGUAGUAUUUUUUUCAUUUUUAAAAAUCUUUGUCCAUUUUUAGGGGUCAACUUCCAGGUCAAGAGAAUGUAUAAUUUAAAACAAAUUUUAAACACCAAUUUUAUGUUCAUCCAGUGCUAAUUAUAUUUUCAUAGGAUCGUUCAAGUGAUAACAAAAAUCUCAGCUAAUAACAUUGAAAGCAAUAAAUUUUUGUUGGAUCUGAUUAAAGAUAGAAAGAAAGUAACUGGGCCCUUUAAAGCAUUAGCCACUUAACUGCCAUGAAAGCAAUGCCCUGAGUUUACCAUGUUGUCUGUAUUCAUCCAUUUGUUUUCAAGCCAUAUGAACUUGGUGCUUAGGUACUUGCCAACCACAAGUAGCUGCUGUGUUGAAUGCACUUCCAACAUUAUUGUUAUUUGAUUGACUCAAAGCUUCCUUUUUGUCUGACAGAUGAACUGGUACGUUCGUGUUCACCCAGUGACGCAGUCUUUUUUGUUAAAACGCCCAUUUUUAAUAUGAGUAAAGAUGACCUGAAGAUGCCAUUGUUUACAGUCAGUUUGUAAACGAGACUUUUAGAAAUGUAUUUACAAAAAUAUGUUUGAUUUGUCAUCUCUGGAAUGAAGAAAGUCAACGCAUCAAUUUGUGUUAUUCCAGAUUAUUAACAUUUGAUUCAGGAAACAAAUUAUUUUAAAUCAACCAUUCAAUCAUAUCCCAUUUGUCAUUGUUUUAUUUUAAAGACCUCAUACAGGUAAAAAACAUAUGUAAGAUCAAUCAGUAUUGUACGUAGCCAGUUUUGAGAUUUCUUUUCAAAUGUCAUGUUUCUAUUUUACCAUGUAGAAUUUGUUUUCUCUAUGUAUGUAUAUUUCUUUGUUAUUCAAAUAACAUGAUCAAAAUAAUGAACUCAUUCUCCUACGGGCCGUGGCCAUCUCGAUGACCACAAUGCCCACAGCAGAUAUUUUGAUGGGAUGAUUUGAGCCAGUAUCAAUGGCGUGGUCUAGUCAAUCUCAGCUUUACUGUAUGCCUGGUCAUGUUGUAUGAAAGUGGGGUUUGGGCAAUCAUGUCAAGAUGGUGCCUGAUGUGGUGUGGGCCUGUGGUCUUUGAUCUAGCCAUUGUGAGCUGUGAAAAUCCAAAGAACAUUUAACUGUAAAGCAGCUGUUAUAACUGAAUGACCGACUGACUCACCCUGCAACAGUUGAUGAUCAGAUUUAUUCCGUGCCCCUCUGUUGAGGAAAUUUUUUCAAUACCCCCCCCCCCCCCUCCCCCCACUGUUCAUAUUCACUUAUUAUUUGCGUGUGUGUGGGAACUUCUGCAUGCUAAUACUUUUAAUAAUUUUCUGUCAUGUAUUUUUAAGUAAAAUUUUUAAAAAGAGAUUUUUUACUAGUGGUUCUCACUUGUUUCUGCCGAAUAAUCACACAUGCAAAGUAAAAAUUAUCCAACUUUUUACAUCAUAUCAGAGAUGAGAUUUCUGCCUUGCAGUGUAGAUGUAUUCAGCUGCACAAAAUUUGUGGAUGACCAGAUAAAAUGAGUGACUCUCAAACCAACAGAAAACAUGAUUGGAGAACCACUGUAAAAAAAAAUACACCCAAUUAUCAGUCAAAUCCUUUCUGUCCUUGCUGCAUUGUCCAUACAAGUAUGUUCACACACUUUGAUAAUGGUCAUCAAUACUUUGGCAAGUAAGAUUAUUUGAAAGAUUAAUUUUUUUUUCAAAAAGGAUUAUAACAUGUGUUUGAUCAAAAUUUCUUACUUUUUUAAAACCAUGUACUGAAUAUCUUUGAAUAAACAUGAUGAUGUUUAAUA
Lymnaea stagnalis (great pond snail) is the source of this 12387-nucleotide messenger RNA. Lineage: Eukaryota; Metazoa; Mollusca; Gastropoda; Lymnaeidae. The record is from the annotation of a GenBank genome assembly.